AUGGUAGACAGCGAAGACGUCAAACUCCUCAAUCUCAUCAGUUUCGCCGUAUCUAACGGAUUAAGGGAAGUUGACAUGUUCCCAAACACCCUCACAUCCCUCAAUCUGCAGUUUACGGAAGUUGAAGCCAGCGAGACUUGCUACGCGUACAUCCGCUAUCUCUACAGCCUGCGCGACAACGAUGAGGCAUUGGUCGCGCUCUGGGCUUUGGAGAAGAUUUAUUUGGAUGGCUGGAGCUAUGCCAAGUCCAAAGACGCAGCAACAUCCUCACCCUCACCUUACACUGAGCUGCUGGACAACUGGACAUGUCCCUCAUUCGUAAACUUCGUAGACAGCGACCUGAAGUACCAAGUUGAACGCCUCAAAGGGGGCACAGAUAAGCUCAACGACAUCUUCUCCCAAAUCUGCCAACAUGAAAUCUCAUUCUUCCAACAGUGUCUACAAUAA
Molecule: messenger RNA, 447 nt
Organism: Wallemia ichthyophaga EXF-994
Lineage: Eukaryota; Fungi; Basidiomycota; Wallemiomycetes; Wallemiales; Wallemiaceae
Exons: 1
Coding region: 1-447 (148 amino acids)
Source: RefSeq, a predicted model, not a curated record